CAUGGAUCUGUAUCUUUCUGUGCCAAUGCUAUCUAGCUCAAGCGCACAAAGCUUUCCAGUUUCGAUCACAGCUCCGUUAUAUGACACCGUCUUUACAGCUGGUGGUUUGACGAUAGUGACCUGGACCGAGCCAAGAUCUCCAACAAUUUCCCAAAUAACCCUCACAAAAGGUCCCAUAGAUAAAGCUCAGCCAAUCCUUCUCGUCGCUACCGAUAUUAAUUCAGAAGACGAAAAGUUUACAUGGCGUAUUCCUGCUGACUUCCCAACAGGAGACAAUUACGCCUUUGAACUUGGUACUGCUCCUAAUGUUACUUACACAGGCUAUUUUAUCAUAAAAAGUAUCAGCGAUAGAUCGACGUUUUUGAACACUUCAUAUGGGGCAUCUGUAGCCAAUUCUCUAGCAUCAGCAACGUUUCAACUGCCUAUCGGUACCUUUAAGCUCAUCAUCGCUUGUGCCAGUAUAGCUGUAAGCACUGCCUUCCUCCUCUUAUAA
Messenger RNA from Umbelopsis ramanniana AG, 493 nucleotides. RefSeq lists its product as uncharacterized. The transcript has a single exon. Lineage: Eukaryota; Fungi; Mucoromycota; Umbelopsidomycetes; Umbelopsidales; Umbelopsidaceae. The record is from RefSeq and is a predicted model, not a curated record. The annotation marks the transcript as partial.